Messenger RNA from Brugia pahangi, 3816 nucleotides. Lineage: Eukaryota; Metazoa; Nematoda; Chromadorea; Rhabditida; Onchocercidae. The record is from the annotation of a GenBank genome assembly.
AUGAUAUCUAAUGAUUACCGAAGGUGUACUGAAUCUGAUGAUUGCCAGGAAAGAGCUGGAUCGAUGGUUAAUAUAUCAGGAUAUUUCAGCCACGUGGACGAGUGUUAUGCUUUAACUGAGCAGGUUUCGGCGACAUCCUCAUCUGACACGUCAAGAACAAAACUAACAUGUUUCGAUGUUGGCCGUAAUUAUAUCGCAUUUGGGAGUAACUGUGGUAUUUUAUUUCUUUUCAAUCGUCGAUUGAAUCGCAGCGCUUCUCCCUUACGAACAAAUACCGAUGAUUUAAUCACAUGUGUAAAACUUUUCUCAGGGGAAUAUGACUUGCUGGCCGCAGGGUAUAAUUCUGGGGGCCUUAUAUUACUGAAUUUCCCAACCGGGAAGCCCGGUUCGACCAGAAGACUGGGGCAAAAUCUGUCAUUCGAUAGACACAGAGGGCAUGCGAUCAGUUGCAUUGCUUGGACAGAGGAUGGAAAAAAAGUAUUUUCUGCUGAUGACGCUGGUAUUGUGGUCGUUACAUCAGUAGAUUUUGUUAGUAAUAUUUUUCAAACGACAUUUGUUUGCUUCGAACACACCUGUAUAAUGCAGUUAACUCAUGUUUGCAACCUUCUAGCUCUCUGCACUGUUAGAAGAGUCGCUGUUAUUGAUGAAAAAUUUAAUUUGAUACUGGAAAUCGACCAACAUCAACAAAAAGCUAUUUGUAUACAUAUGAUUGCUAAACCCUGUGGUACGGAAUUAUUCGUUCUUCAGUCAGAUGGUUUCAUAGUUGUUUACGAUAUUUCCUGUGGUGAGAAGAAAAAGAAUUUCAGUAUGUCGGAAGACGUAAAACAGAAGUUGGACAUAACAGAUUUUUCAACUGAGUGCAGGUUACAGCAAUGGAGAUCGUGCAUGUUAGUGGUGCAUUCUCAAAUUUGUAUAAUUUAUUUCUACAACCACAUUGUUUUAUUGAAUUUAGUGGAUCAAACUACAAUUUUGUCAUCAUUUGAUCUGAACACUCUUUUCUGUGAUAGAGCGUUUGAAACAUCUAUUUGCGUUGAGCCAGAAUUUUCAUUCUCAACUAUUUUUGUCCUCGGUCCAGAUAAUCGUGUUUUUCGUCUCGCAUCGAACGAAGUUCCUUCGUAUCUUACAGAAGCUCACGAAAUACCGAAAGAAUUCACAUCAAAAACCUUCUUAAACUCUUUCCAAAAAACUACUAAAUUACUGCCAAAUGCUUCGAAGGAUGUAUUUUGGGAUGGCUUAAAAGUAGCAAAGGAGAUGAAUAUUUUUUCCACUUUACGUAAUUUUCCUCUUCCAAUUUUGAAUGCUUUGCCUGAUUCGGACUGCAUUCUGCGUAAUAGCAGCCGUAAUUCUCUUUGCGAUCAAUCAUCGGAUAGUGAUUCAGAAGAUGAUAAGUCGGGUAUUGCACGGCCUCGGAAUAGGAGUAAUAUUUUAAAACAUUUUGAGCAGAUACAGAUACAACCAACCAGUAUUGUGGAAAACGUCAGUAAAGUGGCACGGACAUUAGUUGAUAGAGUGGGCGGUUUUGGUACACAGGUCGAGAACGGCUUUACGAUGCAAUCUAUGUGUGAUGCUGACACGGUAGAUGUGGAAAAACCAUUGUUCCCAGUUGAACAAUCUGGUAUUCUUCAAGAAAUUAUGGUUCGUAGGACGAAGACAGUUCUUACGUGUAAGAGAAAGAAAACAGGAAAAGUGGAUGAUUUCGACAAAUCCAGCUUAAUGGAUUCAUCCAAGGAGGAUCUGAAUCCUGUUGAUGAGCAUACGCUGAAAAAUAUCAAAGGAGCACUUACAAUUCCGUUACAAAUUGGCGGAGUGAACUGUCAGUCUCAGGAUUUACAUGGUGGCAAUAUCAAACAGAGAGCUGAUUGCAGCAAAGAGUGUCAAGAAAUGAUUUGGAUUGCUGAACUGAAUGAUGGUAUUGAUAUGAAAAAUAAAGAGCUUGACUCAGCAACAGAAGAAUCCACUGAACAAAAUCUAGCGAAUUCGAUGCCGGAAUUAUUGAUGGAAGGAAAUGCUUAUGACUUUUUAAUGAAGGAUGCACUGGAAAGGAAACCUUCUGUUUUUGAGCAAGCAACAAGUAGUGCUAUAUGUCUACCGGAUGAUGAACAACUGAUCAAAAACAUUAUUGUGAUGAAUAACUUCAGUGAUAUUUGGAGAGAGAUAAAACUGCCAUAUUCCUGUUCAUCUUUUUCUGUUUCAUCCAAAUAUUUUAUUAUUUGUCAUUCCAAAAAAAAGAGAAGGCCUUGUUAUUUGUUUAUUCCUUACUGUGGCACUCCGCAGUGGAUAAAAUUAAAGCAGAAAGCAGAUCAUUUUGUUGUUAAUGAUGAUGGUACCUUAGUUUGGAAAAUCCUUAAAAAUGUCGCAUUUGCUCCCAUGAAAAGUAACAUUGGAUCUGAUUCAUUUUUAACAUCUCUUCAUUGGACUGUUGUUGCUGACGAGGGUGGUGGUGUAAUUGAAGCUGCGCUAACCAGUCGUUCGGCUUGGUAUAUAACAAAAUCAGGAGAGGUUUUUGUACAACUAUGUUUACCGGAAAUGGGAAUUCUCAGUAGAUGCGAAACGUCGUGGCUGUUGCAUUCCAUCACUGCAAGUGAGUUGGCGGUUUGGGCGCUACAAGUUGAAUCAGGUCGCCUUGUAGUACGCACUGGACUAAAGCAUAGUCCAGUUGGAUUGGAUUGGGUUGAAAUUGUGCCUCAUGGCCCUACGCGUUUAAUUAGCAUUUGUUUAUAUGGCCAGAGUGGUUGGGCAAUUGAUGAAAAACAUUCAUUAUGGUUCACAAAUGGUGUGGGAUAUCAAAGUCCAUUUGGCUGGACAGGGAGUUGGAUGAAAGUUUAUAAUCCAUGGGAUGUUUCACCGGAUUUUAAUCGGUUGUUGACUUUACCAUGGAUCAUUCGCGUCUCUUCGGCAGGAGUUUUCGUAUGUGUCGACAAUAAGUGUUAUUGGUCAUCUGGCGCCAGCUUUCUUUCUGGACAUCGCCUAGAACACAUUGUGAGGGAUAGCUUCUCAGUCGACAACAAUUUUGAAUUAAUAGCAGGCGGAGGUUUAAAAGAAGAUUUUGAUUGUUUAACGUUAUGUCGAAUUAAUGAAAUAUUCCUUUAUCGAUUGAAAAAUAGUUAUUUCUAUUCUCUACCAGCCUUUCCAGCAUCAUUCAAUUCAAAUAUAAUUGAAGUGUCGUCUUUUGACGAGAGUGUGUAUGUAUUGGAUAGUUCUGGUUGUAUAUACGUGAAGGAAAAUAUAAGUACUGUUUCCCCAUUUGGUGUUGAUUGGAAAAUCUUAGACACAGGGCCUUGCGGUUCACCAAUAAUAUCAUUUACCGUCACAUCGGUUUCAUUAUGGGUACUUACGGCAGCUAAUGAAACUUGUUUGUAUGUAAAGAAUGAGAAGAAAGAACCGCUAGUUGGUACAAAUCCUAAAUGGAUUCAUCUAAAAGCUUUGGAUGGUUGUAUAUUCGAUAAAAUUCGUGCAUCCUCUAAUGGAAUGUAUGUAUGGGUAUUUUCGAGGAACAGUGGGCGUGCAUGGGCUCGCAAUUCUAUUACGGACGUACUUCCUUCUGGAAAGUCAUGGAUAGAGGCGAGUAAUGAGCCUGGUGUUUACGAUUUGGCUGUAGGGUGUAAAAUAAUCUGGUCGCUUUCCGCUUCUGGACAGCUUCACAGACUACAAGGUCUUGCGAUCAGCAAUCGAGCUGGAAAUUAUUGGAAGCCUAUCCCACUUUAUUUAAAAGCAAUGACUAUUGAUAGAAAAGAACGGUUAUGGGGAAUCGACUUGAACAAGCGAUUAGUUUCUCACAAACCGAACUGUAUCCUCCCUUCAAUCGGCAUCAGUUGA